This is a messenger RNA of Eurytemora carolleeae, 714 nucleotides long. RefSeq lists its product as uncharacterized. NCBI's taxonomy places the organism in Eukaryota, Metazoa, Arthropoda, Copepoda, Calanoida, Temoridae. The transcript has 8 exons. The record is from RefSeq and is a predicted model, not a curated record. The coding region runs from base 82 to 678 and encodes 198 amino acids.
AAAUAAAAAAUUUUAUUAUGUUUCAGAAAUCUUGGGCUGAAUAGUAGACAUACAUGUGAAGCGUUAUCUUAAUUGAUUAAAAUGGGCUGGUGUGCACUGACAGGUCCCUGCUGUUGUGGCCCUUGUGAGACAAGGGUUACAAAAGGGAGCGAGAUUGUUUUUUUGUUGAACACAGGGAUAUCAGUUAUAGGAGCUGUUUUUAGUUUAAUUCUAUAUCACACCAUGAAUGCUUUUCUCGUAGGAAUUCUCUUCACAAUAAUGUUGAGCACCAAUCUCAUUGGGGCAAUUGGAAUCAAAAAGUCUAACUCGUUUCUCCCGGUUCCUGCAACUUGGAGAGCAAACGCCAAAUUUAGGGAUCGAAGCCAGCAUUUACUGUUAGUUCCCUGGAUCCUGGUGUAUGGUAUUCUCACAACAUUUAUCAUUCUCAUCUUCGUUCCUGUAUCAGUACUCUGUAUCACAAAGACUGUUCACUGGGGGUUUGAUUACUUUACGUUUGGGAUACUUUGUCUUGAAUGGAUUCUUGCAAUCCUUCUUCCUUACCAACUUUCAGUUGUUUACAGAUGUUACCGAGUAGUGCGGAAGGGGGGACAGAACUAUAUAGCCCCAGAACCCCAGGAGAUAGAUACCAGAUCAAUUAACAGUUUGGACACACAGAUUAGCAACGAUUCUACUAAAUAAUUCACCGAUAAGAAAAUAUAUAUAAACAGUGUCCAA